AACUCAAACUACACUAGCGGGAGUCCUCCGAGUCCCUGUUUGAUACCGUCACAUGCCACGCACAUACAAUACACUCCACAGAACAUCGAUUACUUCAACAUGACCGUGGAAAAGUUGUUUAAGAUCUUCCCGCCCUUCCCGGGUGUUAGUGAAGCCCGUCCUGACCACUGCAGGACUUGUGCUGUGGUUGGAAACUCUGGUAAUCUGGCUGGAUCACAUUAUGGACUUCUGAUAGACCAUCAUGAUACUGUAAUAAGAAUGAACCGAGGCCGGACCAAAGGCUAUGAAGGAGAUGUUGGGACCAAAACUACUCAUCAUGUGAUGUAUCCAGAGAGUGCUAUUGAUUUGGAUAACACCACUCAUCUUGUGUUUUUUGGAUUCAAAAUGCGUGACAUGGAGUGGCUCCUGAAGUCUUUCGAUCUAGAGAACUACAAUAAAGUGAACUACAAGAGGAGAGCAAACAAGGAUUUGGUGAUGAUUCUCAAUCCAGCUUUCAUGAAGUAUGUUUAUGAAAAGUGGCUUCAGAAGAAGGGCAGUUACCCGUCUACUGGCUUCAUGACUGUGAUUCUCAGCUUGGUUAUCUGUGAUGAGGUCAGUGUGUUUGGAUUUGGAGCAGACAGUGAUGGAAACUGGAGUCAUUACUUCGAACGGCUCGGCAACAAAAACUUCAGAACUGGACCUCAUCCUGGAGCGUAUGAAUAUGAACUCCUUGAAAAACUACACAAGGACAAGAAGAUACAUUUUUUCAGAGGAUUUUAAUUGUGUGUGUGUGUGUGUGUGUG
Messenger RNA from Notolabrus celidotus (New Zealand spotty), 782 nucleotides. Its product is annotated as CMP-N-acetylneuraminate-beta-galactosamide-alpha-2,3-sialyltransferase 1-like. The transcript has 6 exons. NCBI's taxonomy places the organism in Eukaryota, Metazoa, Chordata, Actinopteri, Labriformes, Labridae. The coding region runs from base 100 to 759 and encodes 219 amino acids. Gene Ontology annotation, molecular function: beta-galactoside (CMP) alpha-2,3-sialyltransferase activity. The record is from RefSeq and is a predicted model, not a curated record.